UGAGUUUAGGGCUUUAAAUUCUUGAACUCAGUCAUGAACCACGCACGUACUAGGGCUUUAACAAAGGUUUUACAUCGCCCUUCGAUUUAAUUCAUUUCCACCGUCUCUGGAAAUGCAAAAGACUCUUAUUUCUCCACCAUGAACAAAUGACAGAACUCAAAUUCCCAAUUUCCUGUUCUCGCUCCAGAUACCAAAACACAAAACUUAUUUCUUCAAGCCAUGACCUUAAAACCCCUUACUUCAAAAACCCUUCUCUUUCUCUCUCCUUCCUCUUCUUCACCAUUUCCCUUUUGCUCAGUCAUUGUUUCUCACUUCUGCACUUCUUCAUCCGCUCCUACUCACUCCCCUCGCCCGUGGCGCCAGCGUCACACAGAGGAGUCCAGAAAUGUGAAGGUCUCUGUUUGGUGGGAUUUUGAGAACUGUAAUUUGCCUACUGGUGUUAAUGUGUUUAAAGUUGCUCACGCUAUCACUGCAGCACUUAGGGCCAAUGGAAUUAAAGGCCCUGUUCAAAUUACUGCUUUUGGCGAUGUUUUCCAGCUCUCUAGGGCUAAUCAGGAGGCCCUUUCUUCAACUGGAAUCAACCUUGCUCAUGUUCCACAUGGAGGAAAAAACAGUGCGGAUAGGUCUCUUCUUGUAGACCUUAUGUACUGGGUUUCCCAAAAUCCACCACCUGCCCAUCUUUUUUUAAUUUCUGGCGACAGGGACUUUGCUAGUAUUUUACACCGACUAAGGAUGAUCAAUUACAAUGUAUUGCUUGCAAGUAAUGAUACUGCUCCUAGUGUACUAUGCAGUGCAGCAAGCAUCAUGUGGCGUUGGAAUACUUUGGUCAGAGGGGAAAACCUAAUUGGGAAGGUUUUUAACCAACCCCCUGAUGGCCCUUAUGGUUCAUGGUAUGGCCAUUAUAAGGUGCCUCUUGAAAACCCGUUCGAAGUUGAGCAAACAACAUUCCCGCAAGGUGAGGAGUUAACUGAAGCUAGCUUAGAGACAAAGUUUCGUCCAAUUCCUAGAACCGUUAUGAAGCGGAUACGUGAUGUAUUGAGUUUGUACCCUAAAGGAAUCUCCAUUCAUGAACUUCGUUCUGAGUUAGGAAAAAGUGAUAUAGGAAUUGAUAAAGAUUUAUAUGGAUAUAAAAAGUUCUUUCGUUUUCUCUUAUCCAUGCCAAAUAUAUUGAAGCUUCAUACUGCCAGUGAUGGCCAGCUUAUUGCACGUGGUAUCAUUACAAAACCUGAACCAUUUGACCCCAAUCCAUGCAUGUCCACAGGUCCUAUAAUUGGUGAUGGAAACCAAUGCCUUACUAAAUCUAUAAAACCAAAGGGUGAGAACUUACCUGUUUCUGCAUCAGGGGAUCCAAAAUUGUUAGUUCCUACCUCCCCUGAACUUAGUACAGAAGGGUCUGCAAGAAAACACCAAAAAUCCCCUCCUAUUGAGAAGGCUGUCAAAAUGGAUAUUGGGCAGCCUCCAAAAGAAAUGGGAGAGUCUCAUUCAGUUGGUGAAGAGAAUGUGGAAGUGAUUAACACACAGGUACUUAGGGAAAAUUUGCCUCCUGUUAAAGGACAGGAUACUAAAUCUGAUGUAGGUUUUUUUAAGACAUUCUGGAGAAGAUGGUUUGGCAGUAUUGAUGACAGUUCUGUGAUAAAUGGCUAUGACAUUUCACAUCCAAUUCAUACUUCUCAAAAUAACUCUGAGAAGAAAAGUGAGAACACUCUUGAAACAUGUGGUGCUUCAAUUGAUACCUCUGAAAAGAAAGAAGCCGAGAAAUUUGCUGAGUCACCAAACCAAGGAAAUUGUCCAAAAAUUUCUAUAUCAUGUUCUUUAUCCAAUAAUGAAUCGACUCUGGGGACAGAAACUACAAUGAGUUCUGAACCACAUAGUGAAAAAUCUGAGAAGAGUCCUGGUUCUAUCAACCAUACUAAGGAAUUAUUGUGGGAAAAUGGUGUAAACUCUAAUUCGUUGGCUGAUCAGCCUAGUGGAGAACUCAACAAACUCAAGGACAUAAACAGUCAUUCUGGAAUCCAUAAAAUGUUUUGUGAUGAUUCUUUUUGGAGAGACAUGCAAUCCUUUUUUAAUUCACAGAGGGGAUCACUUGUUGUAUCACAAUCAAGGACCAGAGAACAGAUGGCUAAGAACCUGCAAAAGGAUGGACCUUUGGCACUUAGAUCUCUUAACGAAAGCAAUAUUCUUCAGUUGGUUGAUAUGUUGAUUUCUGAGAAGAAAUGGGUGGAAGAGCAUCUCUCUGAAGCUUCACCUUUCAGGAUCACAGAGUCUGUUGGAAAGGAUACUUCCUUGGGCGUUUGUUGCUCUUCAAAUGGAUUGAGAUCUAUUUCUCUGAGCACACAGUUAGAAUCCAGCUCGAAGAGACAAACAGAAUGUGAUGGAGAUGGAAGAAUAGGGAAAACUUCAAAUGUUUCUCAUGCUGGAGUUUCUCAACGAGGUAGCUGUAAAAAACCCUCAGAGAGGUCUAGGAAAAAGAUAUUAGUCGACUGUCAAAAGCUUGUGAAGGAAAUAUUGAAGGAGUUUCCAGAAGGAUAUAAUAUUAGCUCCUUUAGAAAGCUGUUCCUUGAGAAAUAUGGAUAUCAUCUUCAUGUUCAAAAGUUCGGUUACCAGAAAUUGACAUCGUUGCUACAGAUAAUGCCUGGGGUGAAAAUUGAGUCCACUUAUAUCAUUCCUGCCAAUAAAGCUACCAAGUGUUCCAUUCAGGACAGUGAUGUCCCUAAUAUCCAAGAAAGUAAUGUUAGUGAUACAUCAAAAGCUUUAGGUGGUGAAUUAUCUGAUGAAUCAGACUCUGGGUGGGAUAAACUGGGUCCUGUUGACAAUUCAAGUUCUAGAAGGAAGGAACAGGAAGAACAAUGCUUAGGGUCUCCUCACUAUGAGCCUUCCCUCUCAGAAGAUGACUUUUCAGAUCCAGAAGGAGAGUCCUGGACUGCAACUCAACAAGAAGGGCAAGCAAAAUAUAGAGUGAACACCGAGGAUAGCUCUUUACUCCAGAUUCUUGAUUUAUGGUACAGCAGCAGCGAUGGUGUCAAUGAGAAGGACAAAUCAGAAAAUGUGCAGGACAUGGUUAACUGUGAUUUACAACUGUCUGAUCUAUCUGGACUAGAUACUGAAAUUGGAACUUCUUUAGGAAACUCUGGCUCAAAGCAAAGACCUCAAAAGUGCUAUUCUUUUGUUGCAGCUCCCGAUGGUGAUGACCAUGGUGAUAAUGCCUCUGAUGCAAAUAAAACAAACCAGCUCAUUGAUGGUGAUGACCAUGGUGAUAAUGCCUCUGAUGCAAAUAAAACAAACCAGCUCAUUGACGGCAUACUAGGCAGCUUGAAGAAAUCGAGCGAGACUGGAGUGCAGAGCUGAUGGGUAUGAAGGAGUGAAAACAAGGAAACUGUGCCUCCUGAUCCUGGGAAUUAUGCCUUAGGGACAGGUGAGAUUCAAUUUUUUUUUUUCUUUUUUUGAAGUGAAGAAAAAUGUAAUCAUACAUUGAUGUCAUUGCAGCUUUUUAGUUAAUUCUGGUUCUUAGAAAGGUGCUGAUUUUCUAAGGUUGGAGGCUGUUUGAUAUUUGGUGCUAGCAGAGACGGUUGAUUUAUUAUUGGCCUUGAAUUAAGGUUAGUAGUUAUUAUUACAGGUGGGAUGAAAUUCUUACAAAGCUUGAUUUUUCUACGUUAACUUCACUUGCACAUUAUAACACCUAUAAAGUUGUAAGGAAGAGAGAAAUUUACAAGAUAUAUUAAUCAAUUAUUAUUGUCA
This is a messenger RNA of Ricinus communis (castor bean), 3735 nucleotides long. RefSeq lists its product as uncharacterized. The coding region runs from base 220 to 3345 and encodes 1041 amino acids. Gene Ontology annotation, cellular component: peroxisome. The transcript has 3 exons. The record is from RefSeq and is a predicted model, not a curated record. NCBI's taxonomy places the organism in Eukaryota, Viridiplantae, Streptophyta, Magnoliopsida, Malpighiales, Euphorbiaceae. Gene Ontology annotation, biological process: regulation of gene expression. Gene Ontology annotation, molecular function: RNA nuclease activity.